AUGACAACAUCAUAUCUAAGUAAUGAUAAAGAGUUCAAUAAGUUCUUGGAUGAUACUUUAGCACCUAUAUGUGAUGUAGAUCCCAAAUCAUUGGCAGAGUACAUUGUUGCUCUGUUGUCCUCUGGUAAACGGUCGGCAACAGAGUUGGAGCAGCUGAUGUUGAACGAUCUGAAAGAGUUCUUGGAGUCAAACACACAGUCGUUCAUCAAGAAGUUGUUGGACUACUUGCACAAUGAUGGAUACUUUGAGCGCAGUGGCACGACGUCCCCUCCCAUCACCAACUCAUCACACACACCAUCAGACUCUCGCUCACGGUCCAUCUCGCCCGGCUCUGGCGACCGUGAUCGUGACCGCGAGCGCGACAGAGACAGCGACAGGAGCAGUAAACGCAGUUCAAGGUCCCCCUCACCGCGCAGGUCACGUGAGAGAGACAGAGAUAGAGAUAGAGACUAUGGUAGAGAUAGAGAUAGAGAAUAUGGACGAGAUAGAGAUAGAGAUAGAGAUAGAUAUACACGUGACAAUAGAGAAUAUUCAAGAGAUAGUAGAUCAAGCGAACAUAGAAGGUCUUCAUCACAUAGGGAUGAUCGCGAUGAUGAUCGGUAUCCUGAUGAUGAUCAACAUCAACAACAGCAUCACUCGAGUAUGAAGCGCAAGAGUACAGAGGGCGAGUACUACGAUAAUGACAGGAGGAAGAAGUACACGAAUAACUCAUCAUCAGGCGGUGGCAGAGGUGGUGGCUCGCGAUACGCUGGCAAUGGCAGUCCGUCAAGGUACUCGAAUGGAGUCUCAGGUGACGAGCAGUUUGACCCAUCAACCAAUCCAAUGGCUUAUGGCGGCGGUGGCGGCGGCAAACGUGGUCCACCACCUUAUGGUGGUGGCGGAUACCCACCUCAUCAACCUCCAUACAUGAUGCAACCUGGUGGGGAGCCUGUACCAUUUGGAAUGAAUCCAAUGAUGAUGAUGAUGGCAGCGCAACAACAGCAACAACAGCAACAACAUCAGCAACAACAACAAUUCAAUGACCCGAAUGGAGGUGGCUUUGACAUGAAUAUGCCGAUCGAUGGCAACAGCGAUAUUUUAGCCGGUCAGUUCAACUAUCAGGGCCGAUCACACAUGGGCGGAGACAGGAGACCAAGGGGCGGUGGUCAUCACCAGCCUCGCGAGCCACGAGAGCCUCGUGAGCCACGUGAACCACGCCAGCCCAAGUGGGCAGGCACCUCAUCAACAUGUCCCGACGCCACAUCGACUGUGCUGGUUAUCACAAACAUACCUGCGCCACUAAACACAGAGGAAGCGAUCAAGGAGCACUUUUCAAAGUUUGGAGACAUUGUCAAGAUCGAGAAGAUCAACGUUGGACAGGCGUCAAUCGAGUUUGCCACAAACGCCGACGCGCAAAAGGCAAUGAAGUCGCCAGAGGCCAUCAUGAACAACCGAUUCAUCAAGCUGUUCUGGCAGCAAUCAUACACGGGCAAGAAGACCAAGUUUGAGGAGAACCAGGAGCGACAGGAGAAGCUGCAUGCGAAGCGCGAGGAGGAUGCCAAGCAGCUGCAAAAGAAGGAGGAGGAGCUGAUGAGACGACUAAAGGAGAGCAAGAGUCUGCAGCUGUCACGGCAGUUGAAGGACCGCAACGACGAACUGAGGGCCAACCAGAUGAAGCUGCAUAAGGAGCUGCUUGAGAAACUGGAGGUGGCCACGGACGAGAAGGAGCGCGAGCAAAUCAAGGAGACAAUCAAGAAUCUGGCAAAGAGUAUAGAGGAGAGCAUUGCCAAGUCGACACAACAUCAACAACAAAUCAUACAGAAACAACAGGCCAUUCAACAGCAACAACUGUUGCAGCAACAACAACAACAGCAACAACUACUUCAAGAGUCUCAGCAACAGCAGAGUAUGAAUGUGGCACAAGGUGAAGGCAAUGAUAAUGAUGAUGUGGAGAUGAAGACAGAUACGACAACACCACCUUCAAACAAUGGCAACAACAACAACAAUGAUAAUAUCGACAACAACAACAACAACAACAACAGUGAUAACAACGAUGCUCAACUGAUGGAGAAGCUGAAAAGGUUGGAGUCAGAGGCCAAGAGUCUUGGAAUUGAGCUACCAGAGGGCCUCAAUAGUGCCACUGGCGACUCUUUAUCCUCACCAACGACCAUCGCAAUUGGACAACCACAAACAUCACUGCAGCCACAACCCUUGCUGCAAGCUCCUCGUCCAUCAAUUGCCAAGAAGUAUGUUGCCCCUAUACCAAAGAAGCCCGCUGCGCCAUUGGCCAAACACAAGAACAUAUCACUUGUGCUUGAUCAUCGAUCAACCACCAUCCUUAUCGCCGAUCCACCCGAGAACUUUAAGAAGGAGACAGUCCUUCGCGCACUCUUCCCCAACAUUGUCUCUGUAUCCGUCAGUGACAAAGGAGUUGAAAUCAAGUUUUCCAAACGAGAGUUUGCGGAAAGAGUAUUCUUGGUCGCCAAGAGCUAUAAAGGGCAGACAUUGAACAUCACUUGGGUGGAGAAUGAGGUCAAGCCCAACAUGGAGAAGAAGGACACUUCAGCGGAUGGCAAUGACUCGAUAGAUCACCAUGAUGAUGAUGACGAAGACGAAGACGAUGAUCAUAUGGGCGAGCGUUCGUGGAAGCAUUGA
Acytostelium subglobosum LB1 is the source of this 2634-nucleotide messenger RNA. RefSeq lists its product as hypothetical. The record is from RefSeq and is a predicted model, not a curated record. Gene Ontology annotation, molecular function: RNA binding. Gene Ontology annotation, cellular component: nucleus. Gene Ontology annotation, biological process: mRNA processing. Lineage: Eukaryota; Evosea; Eumycetozoa; Acytosteliales; Acytosteliaceae. The transcript has 2 exons. The coding region runs from base 1 to 2634 and encodes 877 amino acids.